Candida albicans SC5314 is the source of this 465-nucleotide messenger RNA. RefSeq lists its product as uncharacterized. The record is from RefSeq and is a predicted model, not a curated record. NCBI's taxonomy places the organism in Eukaryota, Fungi, Ascomycota, Pichiomycetes, Serinales, Debaryomycetaceae. Bases 1 to 465 code for a protein of 154 amino acids. The transcript has a single exon. Gene Ontology annotation, biological process: mitochondrial proton-transporting ATP synthase complex assembly. Gene Ontology annotation, cellular component: mitochondrial matrix.
AUGUCAAUCUUUACGAAACAAUUUCCAAAUUUGAAACAAUUACAAAAAAAUAUAACUCAAGAAUUGUUAAAGUAUGAGAAUAGUACAGCCAGAUCUCUUUCAAAAGCUGAAUUGGAAAAGACAAGAACAUAUUACAACUACUUGAAGAAAGUCAAACUAAGCAAAGGUGAAAUCCUGGCAAUAAAAGAUAUCGAUACCAAAUUGGCCGAUUUAUCAAAAGACAAAUUCCAACAUCAAGCUGAAUUGCAAAAUAAAAAUAGUUUAAAUGGUAUAACUGAAAAUAUCACCAAUGAGAAAUUACCCCACGAGUACAAGUUAAACAAUUUGAAUAACGUCCACCAAUAUCUAAAAAAUCAAAGAGAAUAUUUUGAGUUAUUGACAAGAUACAAUCCAGGUUUGCUUAUGAGCCAGGCUGACAAUGUCUCUAAAACUGCAAAUAAAGUCGGAUUAGAGGUUCCUAACUAA